Impatiens glandulifera is the source of this 4214-nucleotide messenger RNA. Its product is annotated as probable phospholipid-transporting ATPase 4. The transcript is spliced from 11 exons. Gene Ontology annotation, cellular component: plasma membrane. The coding region runs from base 349 to 3981 and encodes 1210 amino acids. Gene Ontology annotation, biological process: phospholipid translocation. Lineage: Eukaryota; Viridiplantae; Streptophyta; Magnoliopsida; Ericales; Balsaminaceae. Gene Ontology annotation, molecular function: ATPase-coupled intramembrane lipid carrier activity; magnesium ion binding; ATP hydrolysis activity. The record is from RefSeq and is a predicted model, not a curated record.
GAGAGAGAUCCCCCCGUGAAAUCCUGGCAUUGCUUCCUCAGACUUUUGACGGAGAUCAAGAGAAGAAGAAGAAGAAGAGAAGCUCUUUCCCCUCUCUCUCUCUCUUGAUUCUCUCUCUAAUCUCUCCUUCCUAGCUCGCCACCACGAUCUCUGUUUCCAACUUAUCACCGGACCAGAAUUUCCAUGAAGCGUGAUAUGUAUUGAAAUUUUCAUGUUAACGAAGAAGAAGAAGAAGAAUAAGAAUGUUAUAGGUUUGAAAUUCCUCUAGAGUAUGAUAUGAGGAAAAGCUUAUUGUUGAAUUAUUUAUUAUUGAGAAGAUUUGGAGUUUGGAGGAGGUGAUAACUGACAAUGACAAAAGGUAGGAUACGAGCGAAGAUUAGAAGAAGUCAUCUAUAUACAUUUGGAUGUAUUCGUCCUCCUGCUGAUCAAGGAGAUGCUCCUACUCAAUUCAAUGGACCUGGAUUCUCGAGAAUUGUUCAUUGUAAUCAACCGAAACCACAAGAUAAAAGAAAUGCUGUUAAAUAUUGUACAAAUUAUAUAUCAACCACCAAGUAUAAUUUCUUCAAUUUCGUUCCCAAGGCCUUGUUUGAACAGUUUCGACGUGUUGCCAAUGUGUAUUUCCUCUUGACUGCUGCUCUAUCCCUAACAGAUAUUGCUCCCUUUUCUGCUGUUAGUAUGAUUGCUCCUUUGGCUUUUGUUAUUGGCCUUAGUAUGGCAAAGGAAGCUCUUGAGGAUUCGCGAAGGUUUAUUCAGGAUAUGAAGGUAAACACGCGUAAAGCUAAUUUCCAUAAAGGUGACGGGGAAUUUGGUCAGAAACCGUGGAUGAAACUUUUCGUGGGAGAUGUGGUGAAGGUAGAAAAGGAUAAGUUCUUUCCUGCAGAUCUACUUCUGCUGUCGUCGAGCUAUGAGGAUGGUAUUUGUUAUGUUGAAACAAUGAAUUUGGAUGGAGAAACUAACCUAAAAGUGAAAAGAGCUUUGGAGGUAACCUUACCAUUGGAUGACGACUCGUCGUUUAAGAAAUUUACUGGAAGAAUCAAGUGUGAGGAUCCCAAUCCCAAUCUCUACACUUUUAUGGGAAAUUUUGAGUAUGAUCACGAGGUUUAUCCUCUCGAUCCUGGCCAGAUUCUCCUUAGGGAUUCAAAGCUUCGAAACACGGCUUACAUUUAUGGUGUCGUGAUAUUCACUGGACACGAUAGCAAGGUCAUGCAAAAUGCAACCAAAUCUCCAUCCAAAAGGAGUAGGAUUGAAAGACAGAUGGACAGAAUCAUUUAUAUUCUGUUUAGCCUUCUUCUUUUAAUCUCGUUGAUCAGCUCAAUAGGGUUUGGAGCAAAGACUGGCUAUGAAAUGCCUAACUUCUGGUAUUUGAGACCCUAUGAUGAUUCAAAAUUUUAUGAUCCAACUCGACCAGCCUUGUCUGGCUUUUAUCAUUUGGUAACUGCCCUUAUCCUCUACGGAUACUUAAUCCCUAUAUCACUCUAUGUUUCAAUAGAAGUUGUAAAGGUCCUGCAAGCAUUCUUCAUGAACCAAGACAUCCACAUGUUUGAUGAAGAUACUGGAACGCCUGCCCAAGCACGAACAUCGAAUUUGAAUGAGGAGUUGGGCCAGGUGGAUACCAUUCUUUCUGAUAAAACUGGCACCUUAACGUGCAACCAAAUGGAUUUUCUCAAAUGUUCAAUCGCUGGAUGCCCAUAUGGCACACGAGCAAGUGAGGUUGAAUUUGCUGCAGCACAACAGAUGGCUACAGACCUUGAAGACGAGGACGAUUCUGAUAUAAACAAAAAUGUUAUUGACGAGAUUGAGCUUGAAACUAUCAUCACUUCCGGAGAAGAUCAUAGACGUGUCAUAAAGGGGUUUAGCUUUGAGGAUAGCCGUCUGUUGAAUGGGAAUUGGAUGAAAGAACCCAAGUCCGAACAACUUCUUUUGUUUUUCAGGAUACUCUCUGUUUGUCAUACUGCUAUUCCGGAGGUGAAUGAGGAAACUGGUGAGGUUACCUACGAAGCUGAGUCUCCUGAUGAAUCAGCAUUUCUAGUUGCUGCACGAGAAUUUGGGUUUGAGUUCUGCAGGAGAACACAGUCAAGCGUUUAUGUUCGAGAAAGAUACCCUUCAUAUGAUAAUCCAGUUGAAAGGGAGUUCAAAAUUCUUGGACUAUUAGACUUCACCAGCAAGAGGAAGAGAAUGUCAGUUAUGAUCCGGGGUGAGGAUGGUCAGAUUUAUCUCUUCUGCAAAGGAGCGGACAGCAUCAUAUUUGAUCGGUUAGCAAAAGAUGGAAGAGAGCUUGAGGGAGUUACCACUAAGCAUCUAAAUGAAUAUGGAGAUGCUGGACUGCGUACUUUGGCACUUUCUUUUAGGAAACUUGAAGAGGAAGAAUUCUCUUCAUGGAAUGAAGAGUUUCUCAAGGCAAAGACUGCUAUUGGGAAUGAUAGAGAGGCAAGGCUAGAAAAAGUUUCAGAAAUGAUGGAAAAGGAUUUAAUCCUUGUUGGUGCCACUGCUGUAGAAGACAAACUACAGAAAGGGGUUCCUCAAUGCAUAGAUAAACUUGCUCAAGCUGGACUUAAGAUCUGGGUUCUCACAGGUGACAAGAUGGAAACUGCAAUCAAUAUAGGGUUUUCUUGCAGUCUUCUUCGACAGGGGAUGAAGCAAAUCUGUAUAUCAGCAACAAAUGCAGAAGGCUCAGAACAAGAACAGAAGGAGGCUAUCAAGGAGGACAUUAUGCAGCAAAUCACAGAUUCCUCGAAAAUGAUAACUCUUGAGAAGGAUCCGCAUGCUGCAUUUGCUCUAAUUAUUGAUGGGAAAACUUUGGUAUAUGCUUUAGAGGAUGAUAUGAAGUAUCAAUUUCUAAGUUUAGCGGUUGGAUGUGCAUCUGUCAUAUGUUGUCGUGUUUCUCCUAGACAGAAGGCCCUGGUCACUAGAUUAGUUAAAGAAGGAACGGGAAAAACAACUUUAGCAAUUGGUGAUGGUGCAAAUGACGUUGGAAUGAUCCAAGAAGCAGACAUUGGUGUUGGCAUCAGUGGCGUAGAGGGAAUGCAGGCUGUGAUGGCUAGUGACUUCGCUAUUGCGCAAUUUCGGUUCUUAGAAAGACUUCUAGUCGUCCAUGGACAUUGGUGCUAUAAGAGAGUUGCUCAGAUGAUAUGUUAUUUCUUCUACAAGAACAUAGCUUUUGGCCUUACACUAUUCUACUUUGAGGCACUUGCUGGCUUCUCUGGUGAAACUGUUUACGACGAUUGGUAUAUGCUUCUCUUCAAUGUCGUGCUUACUUCCUUACCAGUGAUUUCACUUGGUGUAUUUGAGCAAGAUGUUUCUUCCGAUGUCUGCUUACAGUUCCCAGCACUCUAUCAGCAAGGACCAAACAACUUGUUCUUUGACUGGUACAGAAUAUUUGGAUGGAUGGGGAAUGGUCUAUACACAUCACUAAUAAUCUUCUACGUCAGCAUCUUCAUCUUCCACCAUCAAGCAUUCCGAACCGACGGCCACACAGCUGACAUGGCAACAAUGGGUACAUCCAUGUUCACAUGCAUAAUCUGGGGUGUAAACCUCCAGAUUGCGCUCACUAUGAGCCACUUCACAUGGAUACAACAUUUCAUAAUAUGGGGAAGUGUCUUCUCUUGGUAUAUAUUCCUUAUCCUCUACGGUUUAUUGCCACCCGAUCGUAGUUUAAACGGGUAUAAACUACUAGUGGGAGCUCUGGCCCCUUCCCCAAAAUUCUGGUUGGCUACACUCUUGAUCACGAUCCUGUGUAAUAUUCCAUACAUGGCUCAUAUAUCUUUCCAGAGAACAUUCAGACCGUUGGAUCAUCACGUGAUUCAAGAGAUUAAGCAUUAUAAGAAGGAUAUUGAGGACAGGAGAAUGUGGAAUAGAGAAAGGUCGAAAGCCAGACAGGAAACGAAGAUUGGGUUAUCGGCUAGGGUUGAUGCGAAAAUCAGGCAGUUGAAAGGGAGGUUAACAAAGAAGUAUUCAUUAAUAGGUAUGUCCCCUCAACAUUAAUUCUUGCCUAAAUAUCAUCAUUCUCUACUCUCCAUUUGUUUAGGAUUUUUCCAUGGUUGAUUUUUUUUUUUUUGGAGUUGAGAGAAAAGAAUCCCCAGAAUCAUUAAAUAUAUAUUGAAAUGUUGUAUAUGCUAAAGAAAAAAUAUCAAGUGUUACACAUAUAAUGUCAAUGGAGAAGCUAAUUUACAAUGUAUCUCCCUUCUUCUUGUUUCGGGUUAAUCAUGUUUAGCUAG